UGGCGUCUCGUAAAGAAAGAUAGGAUGGCCUGAAAGGGGUGUCGGUCUUGGUCGAAAAAUGGUUGACAGCGACACAUUAGAUAAAGUUUGAAGCGUUCAUCUACUUUAAAACCAUCGGUACCACCCAUGCUCCGCUCGUCGCCUCUUUGGUAGAAAGGGAUACAUGGGAAUAUCAGGUUGAAACGCGGUCAACUCGCUAGCAACGGCAGCUAGCUUUAGCCAACUGGUCCGACACAGCUGUCCGACGUUAGCUAAACCAGCAGACAUCAACACAGCAAAGAAAGAAGCGCAGCCACCAGCCCUUUACUACCCCAGGACAACGAAGUGUCUGUGGGGCAAUGGAAGUGGAAGAGUUUGUCCCUCCACCGGAGUGUCCAGUCUUUGAGCCCUCAUGGGAGGAGUUUCAGGAUCCUCUAGGAUACAUUGCCAAGAUACGUCCCAUUGCAGAGAAGUCUGGAAUCUGCAAAAUUCGACCUCCUCCGGACUGGCAACCACCUUUUUCAGUGGAACUGGACACCUUUCGUUUCACACCUCGUAUCCAGAGGCUAAAUGAGUUGGAGGCAGAAACACGGGUCAAGUUGAAUUAUUUGGACCGCAUUGCAAGAUACUGGGAGAUUCAGGGAUCCUCACUGAAAAUCCCACAUAUUGAAAGGCGCAUUGUUGAUUUAUUUAGUUUGUCAAAGAUUGUAACAGAUGAAGGCGGGUUUGAGAUGGUGUGUAAGGAGCGCCGCUGGGCUCGUGUGGCCCAGAGGCUUGGCUAUCCCACAGGCAAAAAUGUGGGUUCUCUUCUGCGAUCACAUUAUGAAAGGAUUGUGUAUCCUUUUGAAAUGUUCCAGUCCGGCUCCAGUUUGAUGCAUUGCAAACCAAGGCACUAUGACGGGGAGGAAGUGGAUAAAGAAUACAAGCCCCACUCCAUCCCUUUCCGUCAGUCUGUCCCUCCGUCCAAAAUGAACAGCUACGGUCGCCGUGCCAACCGCUGUCAACCAGAUGGUCCAGAGGAUGUGGCCCCUCAUCCUCUCAGCACAGGCUCUGAGCUCCACUCUGCGCCUGAGCCAACAGAGGAGGACAUUGAGAAAAACCCAGAGCUUAAAAAACUACAGAUCUACGGAGCAGGACCUAAAAUGAUGGGACUUGGACUUGUAGCCAGAGACAAAGGCAUUAAGAAAAAAGAAGAGCUGCCUCAAACGAUUACCAUUAAGGAAGGCGCGUCCCCUUCUGUGGUCAAUGCUGCAGUCAAGAAUGAGCUUGAUGUAUCACAAGAAAAAAAGACUGAAGAGAGUGACCCCAGCCCCUCCCCUCCUCCCUCCAGUGUCACAGUCAAGCCAGAUAUAAAGAAAGAGGAGGCGGUGGAGGAGAAAGAUCUAGGGCCCGAUGACCGUGCCAAAAUGACUAUGAGGCUUCGGCAAAACAUCAACACAACUUCGGUGGACUCCUUUGUGUGUCGCAUGUGCGGUCGUGGAGAUGACGAUGAGAAACUCGUGCUGUGUGAUGGAUGUGAAGACAACUACCACACCUUCUGUCUCUUACCCCCGCUCACUGACCUCCCAAAGGGCAGAUGGCGCUGUCCGAAAUGUGUUGCAGAGGAGUGUAAGAAACCCACAGAAGCUUUUGGCUUUGAACAGGCUACACGAGAAUAUACUCUGCAAAGUUUUGGUGAAAUGGCAGAUGCUUUCAAAGCUGAUUACUUCAACAUGCCGGUCCAUAUGGUUCCCACAGAGCUGGUGGAGAGGGAGUUUUGGAGGUUGGUGAGCAGCAUCGAGGAGGACGUGACAGUGGAGUAUGGAGCCGACAUUCACUCGAAAGAGUUUGGCAGUGGAUUCCCAAUGAACAAUGGCAAAAGGACUCUCACAGAAGAAGAGGAGAAUUAUGCCCGCUCCGGCUGGAACCUGAAUGUGAUGCCUCUGCUGGAGCAGUCCCUGUUGUGCCACAUCAAUGGAGACAUCUCUGGAAUGAAGGUGCCCUGGCUCUACGUAGGAAUGGUUUUCUCUGCUUUCUGCUGGCACAUUGAGGACCACUGGAGCUACUCUAUCAACUACCUGCACUGGGGUGAGCCUAAAACAUGGUAUGGCGUCCCAUCGGUGGCAGCAGAGAGACUGGAGGAGGUGAUGAAAAAACUGACUCCGGAGCUGUUUGAGUUUCAGCCCGAUCUGCUACAUCAGCUAGUCACCAUCAUGAACCCAAACAUCCUCAUGGCACACGGGGUACCGGUGGUGCGCACUAAUCAGUGUGCAGGAGAGUUUGUCAUCACUUUUCCCAGAGCAUACCAUAGUGGCUUUAAUCAGGGUUACAACUUUGCCGAAGCAGUCAACUUUUGCACUGCAGACUGGCUCCCGGCAGGUCGCUCCUGUAUUGAGCAUUACAGGCAUCUCAGGAGGUACUGCGUGUUUUCCCAUGAGGAACUCACCUGCAAAAUGGCAACAUGUCCAGAAAAACUAGACCUCAACAUGGCUGCAGCUACACACAGAGAGAUGUUUAUUCUCGUACAAGAAGAGAGGAAGCUAAGGAAGGCUCUGAUGGAAAGGGGCAUCACUGAGGCAGAGAGAGAGGCAUUUGAGCUUCUUCCUGACGAUGAGCGACAGUGUGAUAAAUGUAAAACCACAUGCUUCCUGUCUGCCCUUGCCUGCUCCAACUGCCCCGAGAGGCUGGUGUGUCUCUACCACACUCAGGACCUGUGCAACUGCCCCACUGACAAACUCUACCUCAGAUAUAGAUAUACGCUGGAUGAGUUGUUGGCCAUGUUGCACCGAUUAAAGGUUCGCUCUGAGUCCUUUGAUUCGUGGGCCAGCAGAGUUAAGGAGGCACUGGAACAAGAGGGAGGAAACAAGAUUGACAUUGAUGCUCUUGAGAAACUGAAGUCAGAAGCCUGUGAGAAAAAGUUUCCCGACAAUGAACUGCUUCGCAAACUCAACAGUGUUCUGAAUGACAACGAGCGCUGUCAAAAAGCAAGUGCAGACCUCCUCAGUUUAUCAAAAACGGGUGAAAACAAAAUGACAGCAGCUGAGCUAACGUCACUGGUGGAAACCAUGCAGAAUCUGCCCUGUGUAGUGAAUAAGUUAGAUGAAGUAAAGGCGGUUGUACAAACAGUGGAGUCUUUCCAGCAGCUGGCUCAGACCUUUAUAAACAGCAAAGACUGGAGAAAAGAGUCUCCUCCGGCAGAGCAGCUCCAGGCUCUGCUGGAGCAGGGGGAUACUCUGCCUGUGACUGUGCCAGAGAGUGAUCUUCUGCGGGGGCUGAAGGAGCAGGGCCGCUGGCUGGCAGACGUGCGGUGCACUUUGGGCACAGACAGUGGCGAGCGACAGGAGGUGACUCUGCCUGUGCUCAGGAGUCUUAUGGAGGCGGGCUGUAACGUUCCCCAGAGCAUCUCUGUGGAGACGGCCAUGGCCGAACUACAGGAGCUGCUCACUAUUGCCGAGCGCUGGGAGGAGAAGGCUCAGAUCUGUCUGGAGCAGAGACAAAAACACCCUCUUUCCACCCUGGAGGCAAUAGUCAGCGAAGCCCAACUCAUCCCAGUGAAGCUGCCCAACAUCAUGGCCCUACAGGGCUGUCUGACACGGGCACGGGCCUGGGUCACAGAUCUGGAGGAAAUUCAGAACGGGGAGCAUUAUCCAUGUCUAGAUGAUCUUGAGGGUCUUGUGGCAAUUGGAAGGGACUUGCCAGUAUUUAUGACUGAGCUCAGACAACUUGAACUACAAGUGACCAGUGCUCACUCGUGGAGGGACAAAGCCAGCAAGACCUUCCUAAAGAAAAGCAGUCAGCAUAGUCUGCUAGAGGUUUUAUGUCCAUGUGCAAAAAGGCGAGAGAAGAGGGAGCACACUGAGCCCAUGGAGGACCCUUUGGACGAUACCGAUAACAACACAUUAGGGCUCUCUGCACAGGAUCUGAGGGAUCCUGCUGCUAUUGUUAUGGCUUUCAAAGAAGGGGAGCACCAAGAGAAGGAAGUACUUCUGCGGUUACAGAAAUUAAAUUUGUGUAAAUCUGGUGUGUCAUGUUACAAGGAGGAAAAGGAGAACGGAGGCUGGGACAGUGCCAUAGAAACAGACUCAUCAAACCACUCAGAGAACUCUGUGAAAGAGAACGGGAGCCCUCCGAGUGUGUGUGUUUGCGGGGGGAGACCUCGUGCUCCUCAACUGCGCUGCCAUCUUUGUAAGGACUGGUUUCACGGAGGCUGUGUCACUUUCCCCUCGCUACUCCCCUCCUCAACAGAACAGUUUAAUGCCCUCUGCUGGUGGGAGUGGGACACGCGUUUCCUCUGCCCACAGUGUCAAAGGUCACGGCGGCCGCGGCUCGAGACCAUCCUGGCGUUACUGGUGGCUCUGCAGAAGUUGCCGGUGAGACUUCCUGAAGGCGAGGCACUGCAGUGUCUAACGGAGCGGGCUAUCACAUGGCAAGGACGAGCAAAGGAGGCAUUAGAGAGCACAGAGAUACAGCAGGCUUUGGAGAAACUGCAGGAACUCAAAGACACACUACAGAGCGACACAAAGAAAGAGCCGGAGGUAAAGAAGGAGCCAGAGGAGAGUUCAGUCAUCGUCCUGUCCGACUCUGAGGAGCCUGAGGAUGAUGGAGUCAUAGAUCUGACCGAUGAGUCACCAAAGAAAAAGGAGAUUAAUGGUGUAAAGUCUGUUUCAGAAAAUGGCCUCAACCAGAAGUCCAGUGAAGGAGUGGGGUCUCUGCUGUUCCUGCUCCCAUCUCUGAAAGGCCCUGUUGUAGAGAUUUCUCCAUCCACCAGGGAGCAGUUGGAGGAGCUUCUUCUGGAAGGAGACCUGCUGGAGGUGUCCUUGGACCAGACCAACACCAUCCACAGGGUCCUACAGGCAGCCUCCAAUCCCCCCACAGACACGCUGCACACUCUGAUACAGAUUGAACUUGAGGAGCAGAGGCGAAGUAACCGCGGUCGGACCAAGGACAAAAGGAAACGUAAGGGUCAGAGAGGCUUGAACAGGGACGGGACAGACGCUUCGGAGUCCAAAAAAACCUGCCCUCCGAGUCAGAGCCCCUCCCUUCCCACGCCAACAGUCUACAUGCAUCCAGAGAUUUUGUGAUGCACUGGAGCUCUAUAUUUAUUGGAGCAACAUGCUAAAUGCCAGAAGACGGUGUCAAGAUUAGGGAAAGACACGGGACCCCCCCAUGUACCCUACUCCUUUAAACUUGUCCAUUUUUCCAACACUAACGGAGCAAAGGGACUCCUACGUACACUCCAUAUCAGUACCCCACUCAUCAAUCUUUCACACUGUAUUACUAUGCCCGCUCCACUGUCCCUCCCUCCUCUGGACAUAUAGGACUCAUGGACAGAUGGCGGUCUCUUUGUGCUCUCUUUGUGUUGAGUUGUUUCUAAGGUCAGUAUACCGUUAUCACAACUGUAUUAAACGCUAGUGCAAGCCUGGCUCACUCCGACUGUUGCAGUAUAUAUCUUCUUGAUUCAGCCCACACAGAAGUUGGAUAAACCGCUUGCGUGUGGGCAGGACACUUGAGUUAAGGUUCGGCAAUUGUUUUUAGCUGAUCUUAGAAAACAAACCAUGCUCACCCUUAAGUUAUAUUGAAUCUUGAUUUGAACAUUGUUUUACGGAUAUGUAUUUUGUUUAAAGUGGGAUAAACUAUUUGGGAAGUGUUAAAAACAGGCAUUCUUGUUUUGGUGCUACUUUCUCAGAAGUACCUCUUUGGCUUUCCCACCCUUCCUUUUCCUCCCUCUUAAUAUUUUAUUUUUUUAAGCUUUUCAGUCUUGUUUUAUUGCUUUAUUCUACCUUUAUUUUCUGCUCUCUGGAAGAACACAUCAACUUCACUGUAUUGUCCAUUCUGAGUUCAAAUUAUUAUAUAAAUAUUAUGGCUAUUACGGACACACAGCUGUCGUGAAUAUGUGUAUAAAGUUUUUCAUUUUAAUGUUUCUUUCACACUUGUUAGAAAAUAAAGGUUUAGAAUUGUUUAGGAA
This is a messenger RNA of Boleophthalmus pectinirostris (great blue-spotted mudskipper), 5923 nucleotides long. It is a transcript of the gene kdm5c, whose product is annotated as lysine (K)-specific demethylase 5C. The transcript has 29 exons. Bases 339 to 5039 code for a protein of 1566 amino acids. Lineage: Eukaryota; Metazoa; Chordata; Actinopteri; Gobiiformes; Gobiidae. The record is from RefSeq and is a predicted model, not a curated record. Gene Ontology annotation, cellular component: nucleus. Gene Ontology annotation, molecular function: histone demethylase activity; DNA binding. Gene Ontology annotation, biological process: chromatin remodeling.